This is a messenger RNA of Nylanderia fulva, 1445 nucleotides long. RefSeq names its product inositol monophosphatase 1. The record is from RefSeq and is a predicted model, not a curated record. Gene Ontology annotation, biological process: signal transduction; phosphatidylinositol phosphate biosynthetic process; inositol metabolic process. NCBI's taxonomy places the organism in Eukaryota, Metazoa, Arthropoda, Insecta, Hymenoptera, Formicidae. Gene Ontology annotation, molecular function: inositol monophosphate 1-phosphatase activity.
AAUAAUGAGUAAUAUCGAUAACAAAUAAUUUAGAUAAAAAAAGAACACCGAGAAGUUGCAUAUCUCUUGUCUUCUUAUCGCAAUUCUUAUCGAACAAACUUCAAGGGCUUUUUAAAAGAGAGAGAGAAAAAAAGAGAGAAUGCGUUUUAUGAACUUAAAAAGUGUAUAUGAUAAUUCGCUCGAGAGACGUUUAUUAGUUCUCCCGAACGUUUAGAUUCGUUUAUCUGCGCUGUUUGUAAUCAUAUAACAUGAAUUACAGAUAUAGAUAAAAUGUAUAGCAUUAGGCAGGCAUUUUAUAUUGCAAAUCGGUCAGUCGUACCGAUGAAUCUGUCAACAUCAGUCAUGUCGAGCGACCUGGACCUUGCGAAGUGCUGCGAGUUCGCAAAGGAACUCACGUUGCGAGCUGGUAAGAUAAUCAAACAUGCUUUCAAGGGGGAAAAGAUUGUAUAUAAGAAAGAAGCAGCAUGGGACUUCGUAACCGAUAUUGAUCAAAAAGUUGAGAAAAUGUUCAUUGAUGGUCUGUCCAAGGAGUUUCCCGAUCAUAAGAUUAUCGCAGAGGAAACAAUAGCCGCGUUAAAGGAGUUGCCGAAAUUGACAGAUGAGCCGACCUGGUUCCUCGAUCCGAUUGACGGAACCAUCAACUUCAUACACACGUUUCCACAGUGCUGUAUAUCCGUAGGUCUAACGGUUUGCAAAAAACCUGUUCUAGGCAUCAUCUAUAAUCCCAUGACCUCGGAGCUGUAUACCGCGAUAAGUGGCCAAGGCGCGUUUUUGAACGGAAAACGGAUUUACACCUCCAAAAUCACCGAAUUAAAGAAAGCAAUGCUAGAAAUCGAGCCGACAGUUAUGAUAAUAUUACUAGGAAAGGACAGAUUUCUCACCAGAAUAGAAACCUUAGUCGGGACCGCGAAAGCAAUAAGAAGCGUAGGAUCAGCUGCACUAGGCUUGGCAUAUGUAGCCCGGGGUGCGCUGGAUUGUUAUCAUAUGGAUGGUCUUCAGGCUUGGGAUGUCGUGGCAGGAAUAGUUCUUGUUCACGAAGCAGGUGGAACUGUUAUGGAGUCAACAGGUGGCGUCUAUGACAUUAUGAAGCCGAAUACCAUCGCGGCUUCGAAUGAAACCUUGGCACGUGAGCUGUCCAAAUUAAUCGUCGAAACUGACUUGAAGGUGCAAAGGAAACUAGCUUGAGAGCAAAACAAAAAAGGCACGAAUCACGUUAAAUGACUGAUUGUGACUGAGAAUGACUGAAUAUGAAGCAAAAGGAGGCGUGUCCUCUUGAAAGAGGAAACCGUGUCUGUAUCACGUAACUCACGAGAAAAUUAUACUUAUAAAAAACCAGUCUAAAGAAGUUUCCGUUGAAAAGUCCUACUCUGACACACUCGUGGUAUUAAUUCGAUUGCAUUAAUGUAAAGAUGUGCUGCGCAAUAAAUUAUCAUUGAUUUUUCCUA